GCUCGAGCUUCUUCUUAAUCUUCAUUGAGACGGCUGGCGGAGGAGGAGGAGCCUUGCCUGCUACUGCGGCAGCGUCUUAUGAAUGAAAGCGGCUUGCUCAGCUGCCUGGAGCGGAGACGCCGGUGGGUGCGCGCCUGGCAAGUAGACUGGGAGGCGGGAGACCGGGCAGGUAAGUGCAAAGGCAGGUUGGAAAUGGCAGGACCGAGAUUUAUUUCCAAUAGAACAUCUCAACAUGCUCUGUCUAAUUCUGAUUACACUUGGGAGUAUGAAUAUUAUGAAUAUGGACCAGUUUCAUUUGAAGGCCUCAAGGCUCAUAAAUAUUCCAUUGUUAUUGGUUUUUGGGUUGGCCUCGCUGUGUUUGUAAUCUUUAUGUUCUUUGUUCUGACCUUGUUGACAAAGACAGGAGCACCACACCAAGAGAAUACAGAUCCUUCUGAGAAAACAUUCUGCAUGAACAACUUUGUGGCUGACUUUGGAAGGCCACUGGAUUCUGAAAGGAUCUUUUCUCAACAAACUGCCGAAGAGUCUAGGUUGCUCUUCCACUGCUACAUCAAUGAGAUUGAGAAUAUGGACAGGGCAAAACAGUGCCACAAACCAUCAGUUCUGGACAGUAACCUCCACUUCCAGGAAGUAGUUCGGAGUAGUGAGAGGCUGGAAGAGGAACUGACUUGCCACUCAAAAUUCAACAUCCCUAACUUUGUGAACACUGAUCAGAACUCUUCCCUGGGUGAAGAUGACCUGCUGAUUUCAGAGCCACCUGUCAUUUUGGAGAGCAAGCCAGUUAGUCAAGCCUUUCACCAGAUUCUUGACUGAAGAUGCCCAGGUAAAAUAUUUAUGUAGUUUAGCAGGGAUUGUUCCUGUGAUAAUGUCGCACCUUUUAGUCCAUAUUAAAACAGAAUACCUGCAUCUCAUCUGAUCUUUCACCUUUCGGUACAGCAUUACAGGCAAUUGAAUGUCCUUUCAUACACAACAUGGGGCAUUUUAUGUCAGUGUUCAUUUCAAGGCCGAAGAGCCAGUGGCAACUCCCAUUGACUAUAAGUGCAGCUCCCUGACUAUUGGUCUGGAAGGCCUGUGUGAAGCUGAAGCCGAAUAUGUCAUAGUGUCUCCCUGGCACUGCACAGAAGCAACAAAAAGGAUCUCUAAGAUCAAGCCAACAAGAAACAAUAAGAUCUCCACUAAACUAUACACUAACCAUGCAGUAAAAAGAAAGCAACAACUUGAUCCAAUGUAGUUCUAUAAUUGAAGAUAUUUACAAUCUAAAAUAAGACAAAAAAUGAAUGAUUGGAUAUUGUAUCAAUGAAACUAAAUAUGUAGCAUAGGGAGAGUGUGAAAUCCAUCGUGUGGAGAAUUAUGUAAUCCAAAAUAAACAAGUCCACACAUCCACAACAGUGACACGGUGACCUCCAUUUCAAUGUAGGUCUUUCUCAAGUAGAGAAUGGUUUUCAAAAAGUAACACUGAUCCACAUGCUCCAAAGUUCAAUCUUCUGAGAUAUCAAACUCAAUUGUUAUCUUAGUUUUAAUCAUAUCUUGUUCUUGUAAGGUACAAAGCUUUACGAGUAGCUUUGGAUCAUGUCAUACACAGUUUGCAGUUCUGCUCAUGUAACACUGUUUAACCGGGAAGUGAUCUACAGGUGAAACUCGGAAAAUUAGAAUAUCGUGCAAAAGUCCAU
Molecule: messenger RNA, 1670 nt
Organism: Hemicordylus capensis (graceful crag lizard)
Lineage: Eukaryota; Metazoa; Chordata; Lepidosauria; Squamata; Cordylidae
Gene: MRAP2
Product: melanocortin 2 receptor accessory protein 2
Exons: 4
Coding region: 79-813 (244 amino acids)
Biological process (GO): protein localization to plasma membrane; regulation of adenylate cyclase-activating G protein-coupled receptor signaling pathway
Cellular component (GO): plasma membrane; endoplasmic reticulum
Molecular function (GO): signaling receptor regulator activity; type 4 melanocortin receptor binding; type 5 melanocortin receptor binding
Source: RefSeq, a predicted model, not a curated record